Molecule: messenger RNA, 649 nt
Organism: Ostrea edulis (European flat oyster)
Lineage: Eukaryota; Metazoa; Mollusca; Bivalvia; Ostreida; Ostreidae
Product: perlucin-like protein
Exons: 5
Coding region: 78-563 (161 amino acids)
Source: RefSeq, a predicted model, not a curated record
CAAACCUCUACAUAUGAUUAUCUGUUUUACACUGAUAAGAAAUUAGAGUGUUGGCAAACGCUCCUAUUACGAUAGAAAUGUGUGAGAAAGUCCUUCUAAUUUUUGCCCUUGUGGUUUUUCCAGGAGUUGUAUGGUCACAGGGCUGUCCUAAUCAUUGGUUACACCAUGGGUUUUCUUGUUAUCUAUUCAUAAAAGAUGUUCCGGAGGACUUCAUCGAAGCUGGGUCAUUCUGUCAAAGGCGAGGUUCAAAGUUGGUGGAAAUUGAGUCGGUUGAUGAAAAUGCUUUCCUUCGUUCACACAUCGUAGGAACCCAUCCACAAGAGGGUUACUGGAUAGGGCUGUCGGACAUCGUCUCUGAGGGAGAAUGGGUUUGGACAUCCACUCAGGCCAAGGCGUCAUACAACGACUGGACACCAAACCAGCCGGACAAUUACCAAAGUCACCAAGACUGUGCCAUGUUCUUCGCAUCCGAUAAUUUCCAUUGGAAUGACCACUUCUGUACAGUCAAGGCAGGAUUUAUCUGCGAAAUGGAGGUAGGUGAACCAAUUGAUAUUGUGGGCUAGGACCGAAAAGCAACGAUUCAAAGAAUGAAACUGUUAGAAAUGAUUUAAUAAAAAGACAUUGAUUUCAAAAGUAGCAACUGCAAAAA